GUGGGCAAACUGUGUGUGUGUGUGUGUGUGAGUGAGUGUGUGUGUGUGUGUGUAUUAUAUGAGAAGAAAUGUUGAACUUCAUGAGCUGCUGUAGUUCAUUCAUUUGGAGAUAGGAGUGAUUCGAUGUGUCUGAUUAUUUCCACAUUCUUUUAUUUGUGCUGUAUUUUAUGUGUGUGUGGGGGUCUUGUCUCUAAAAGAAGAGUCUGACCUCAUUGAGUGUGUGUGUGUGUGUGUGUGUGUGUCACUGGGCAUAAAGAGCACUUCUCUCCAGGCAUCCCACAUUGUCCAUGGUGAGAACAACAGCUAUUCACAGAGCAGGAUUCAACCAGUGACCUGCCACGCUGUUCCCUCUGUGUUAAAGAACCAGAUGGCGAAGGCACUGUAUGACAACGUGCCGGAGUCGCCAGAGGAGCUGGCAUUCCGCAAAGGUGACAUCCUGACGGUGAUCGAGCAGAACACAGGUGGCCUGGAAGGCUGGUGGCUCUGCUCACUGCACGGGCGCCAGGGCAUCGCCCCAGGGAACCGCCUCAAGCUCCUCAUCACGCCCAUGCUCGAGGGCAAUACAGCAUCCACACCCUCACCAUCACCAAACCUGAGCCACCAGCCGCAGAGGCCCCGAACCCCCCAGGGCAUGUACCAGCCCACACCGGGGAGCCAAACACAGGGCAUCUACCAGGUGCCACCCUGCCAGGAUGUGUACCAGGUCCCACAGAGGAGCGUGCUGGCAGCUGAUGGAAUGCCAUGCAGGGUGACGACCCCGACACGAGUUGGACAGACAUACGCUUAUAACCCUGCACCCAGCAACUCUCAGGACCUCUAUGAUGUGCCUCCCAUGCGAACUCAAGGGGUGUAUGACAUUCCAGCUGGGAAAAAAAAAGGAAAGCAUGGAAGUCCUCGAGCCCAGGGUCUUUAUGACAUUCCUCCUACACAGGACACACGGAAUCAGGGAGUGUAUGACAUACCACCGCCAUCCCAAGGGGUUUAUUCUGUGCCACCUUCUAAAAAUAACUCCGAUCAAGAUGAGUGCAAUUAUGACUUUCCCCAGCCUCACAAAAAGAAGCCGGAGGGUGUUUACGACAUUCCACCCAUGUCUCUGUCAAAAUCCACCCAGUCAAACUAUGACUUCCCUCCAGGCAACUGCAGCAGUGCCACCUAUGACAUUCCGGCAAGCCAGCUUAAUUCUGGAGCAUCCCAAGAUUUAUACGAUGUCCCACGUGGGAUUCAGCAGCAAACGCAGUGCCGGGAACGUGAUCGCAACAAGGGUAUCUAUGAUGUCCCACCCCCCGAUUCUCGUUUGCUGGCUGAUGUGACUGAAGGCAUGAACCGCUUAUCAUUUUCCAGCACAGGGAGUAGCAUGUCCACUUCGUCAUCUUCGGCUGGCUCUCCAGCAGAGGGCCGUCUCAUGCUGGACAUAGAUGCUGCCUUACAGAAGCUCAGCCACCUGCAGAAGGGCCUGGAGUCCUCCCUCUCCUCUCUUCAGACCCUGGUCUCCUCGCCCAGCUGGAGAACUUAUGGCUUCAUGGAGCGCUAUGCUAAUGAAGUGCGCUCCACUAUGGAGCGUGUCCGUAGCGCUCUUGCUGAAUUCCUUGCUUUUGGUAAAGGCGCUGCAGCGAAUGCAACCACACUAUUGGACCCAGCACUGCACUCUAAACUGAGAAGGCAGCUGCAAAGGCUGGAGGACUCACAGCAGAUCCUGCAGCAGAGCCUGGAAAACAGUAGCUGGGCACUCGCGACUGGCAAGCAGCAGAGUAAAAAUGACGAACUGGACCGCUUUGUUAUGGUGGCACACACACUUCCUGAUGAUGCCAAGCAGUUGGUGUCCACGGUAGGGGGCAAUGCAGAGCUACUAUUCCGCAGAGCACCUGUAGAGGGUGUUGUUCACCCUUUUACUUGCAACCCAAUAGAAGAGGAGAGCUACAGCGGCCAAACCAAGCCAUUCCCUGUGGUUCAGGACAGCGAACAGUGUGUGAAAAGCUGGAUGGAGGAUUAUGAUUACGUCCAUUUGCAGGGGAAAGAAGAAUUUGAGCGUCAGCAGAAGGAGCUGUUAGAAAAGGAGAACAUCAUGAACCAGAGCAAGGUCAAACUGGGACAGGAGCAGCUGAAUCAGUUUAAGCAGCUGGAGCAGGAGGUGAUCAAACCCGUAGACAAUGACAUCACACAGUGGAUCUCACACCAGCACUCCACAGGCUCCUCCUCCCCAUCAGAUUCCUCCUCCACGUCCUCUGCAGGAAGUGGAGCUCAGUUAUGUGGGCGGGACCGGCAGCUGCUGGCCUUCUACGGAGAGCAGUGUGAGCAGCACUUUGUGACUCUCCUGAACGCCGUGGAUGCAUUCUUUAGCUGUGUGGCGGCCGGCCAGCCACCGCGGAUCUUCGUUGCUCACGCCAAAUUCGUCAUCCUCAGUGCUCAUAAGCUUGUAUUUAUUGGAGACACUCUGUCGCGGCAGGCUACUGUGCCCGAAGUGGCCAAUCGGGUGAUGGACUCGAGCAACGUACUUUGCGAGCUGCUCAAAACAGUGGUGGGUGCCACCAAAAUGGCAGCCCUGCAUUAUCCCAACACGCCGGCGGUGCAGGAGAUGGUGGACCGAGUCACGGACCUCUCACAUCAUGCACAGCAGUUUAAAAUGCAGCUCUUACAAAUGGCAGCAUUGUGAUCUGUUAAGUGUGCGCAUGUUGUAAGAAAGAAAGACUUUGUAUUAUAUAUUAUAUAUUAUAUAUUAUAUAUGUAUUACGCACAUUGACAAAUGCUGGCUUUGUAAAUAGUACUGUUCCAGUAUCCUGUGUAAAUAUUUGACUCUAUUUUGUUUAGAUUUGUUUUAUAUAAGGGAUGGUAUGAAUAUGUCUAUAAAGUUGCUUUCUAAAGCAGUAAUGGUAACAUUCAGUUUGUUUGUUUUUUAAUGAGCACCUUAUAAAUUUGCUCUAAUGACCAGUAGAUUAAAGCUGCACCUGCUACUGGAAAAGUAGUUCUUUACAUUUCUUGACACUUGCUGCAUUUUGUGUACAAUGUGAGUGUGAAAGUAAAAGACUCAUUUACCAGAUGAUUCUUCAUUUUAUUGUUUCGUGGUUACAAAGCUAAAGCGAUUUGUACCAUCCUUGGCAUUUAUUGCAUUGCAUUGUGGGUUCACUUCAGACAAACAGAACAGGUUUAACCCCUGAACCCCCACGACCCACGGGCUAAAAUUCCUCCCUCUCAUAACUACAGUUGCUAUUAGUUUUACUGUAGUUACUGAAUGUUUGUAGUAAUAACUGAACAAUGUGCUUUACAAUGAAUAACUAAUUAAUAAAAAGAUGAGCUUUAGUGGGUGAAGCAGGCUGAACCCGGUCUGUGUCUAGAUUUAACAAUGCUGACCCCAUAUUGUCAUAACUAUAUGGAAGACUUUAUAUUUCUACUCAUUGUUACUUUAAUAAAUAACUGUAAUAAACAGAAAAAUACUGA
This is a messenger RNA of Pangasianodon hypophthalmus (striped catfish), 3432 nucleotides long. RefSeq names its product neural precursor cell expressed, developmentally down-regulated 9 (gene nedd9). Gene Ontology annotation, biological process: cell migration; cell surface receptor protein tyrosine kinase signaling pathway. Lineage: Eukaryota; Metazoa; Chordata; Actinopteri; Siluriformes; Pangasiidae. Gene Ontology annotation, molecular function: protein binding. The record is from RefSeq and is a predicted model, not a curated record. Gene Ontology annotation, cellular component: plasma membrane; cytoplasm. The transcript is spliced from 7 exons. The coding region runs from base 368 to 2650 and encodes 760 amino acids.